ACGGCCAAUAUGUCAGAUAAGCCAAUCAAAUUCAAGGCCGGCGUUCUGGGUCGUACCUCUCGCGCACAGCCGUCUCAAGGUCAGGCCUUCAAGAUUCAUGGACGAACGGACUCUGUAUUUUGUAAACCGUUGUUUCUCGCGAGCUUUUGACCAAUUUCUGGAGCAGUACGUUCAAUCCUGAAGCGGCUGGAAACCUAAUUUUGAAAAGAAGAGAUGUUGUUCGUUAAUGCAUAACAAACAUGGCCGAUCAGAUCUACUCCAUGUGCUGGCCCCCGCCAGGGGGGUCAUCACAAUAUCAAAGUGAUUCUGAACAGCAUCCUCUGCCUCAUCCUAGGACAUCCAUUGCUCCAGGCAAUGCACUUGAAUCAAACAGUCAUGAAAUUGUUCCCAUGUCAACAGACUCACACCCCAGUACAUCACAAGAGAGCAAUAUGAAACGACCAGGCUACUGUGUGAACGGAAAGCCUAUAUCUCUGAGUCAUCUGGAGCAACAUGGUCUGGAAGUGGAGGUACCAUCGGGCAUGGUACUUGCUGGUGCAAAAUCACCAAUACUUGGUAAAAUAAUCCUGGUAACAGCUGUGAACAAGAGAUUUCUACCAUGUGAUACAACCACUCCUACGGUUCUUGGGUUCUCCGGGUGUUGUGUUGGUUGUGGGGACGUUCACUUUCGUUAUUUCACCGAGUUUGCGACACACAUCAACCUCCUUCUAGCGACACAGCCCAAGAAACAAAAGCAUUUGAAGUUCUAUAUUGUCCAAGAUAAUUUGGGUCGCCUGUGUCGAGGUCCGCGCAUCCUUUGGAGAGGAGUUUCAGAUACUCCUCGAAAAAGAACAUUUCCCUACCCCCCGGGCUUCCAAUCAGUCAUGGAGAAUAUCACGUCAUCACACAAGAUCACUGACGUCAGCUCUACGACAUACCCUACCAUGAUUGGUGGAAGUCACGCCAUGAGAGAAGGAAGAUCCUCAACCAGUUCACAGUCUUCCUGUGAGAGCAGCUCAUCUUUUGAUCCAUCUUCCACACCCCCCGUCUUCAAACGAAGCCGAGACGAUUUGGACGGGAAAAACGAAGACAUGUUUCCUCCUCACGCCUGGCUUGAGACGGUGUGUGGUGUUAGGCCAGUGUUGAUUCUUGGUUAUCCUAACACACCACCACAUUUCAUCAGCUCGUAUAAAGAAAUUAUACUCUCUGAUAUGCUGUUGGAUUGCUUCGAGUUUUUGAAAAGACCAGUAUCAACAAAUCGCAACCAAUCAAGACCAUUUCAAUCACCAGCGCAUCCAAGCCAUCAAACACGUGGAACCUUCAAUCACCCGGCUGACAUCAGAACUGCAGGUUCACCAUCCAGCGGUUUUACUCUUCCCCAGCUCUCCGCGAAUGUCGUCAUCAUACUGGUUGCGCAAUACCUUUCAACUUUGCCAGAGAACGCGACGAUUUGUAAAAACGAAAUACAUCAUCUCAUUCAGAAUAGCAAGGAACUGUUCUGGCAAACACACCAAGAAAACUCCACCAUUCAACCUUUCUUUCUUACCAUAGAUUCGACAAAUCUGGUCCACUUCACAAGCGUCGCGACGUUGCCAUCAAAAGGCUCCGUAAAAUUGGUCUCAUCUGUGCUGUCUCUGAAUGACGCCAUCAGCAAAGGCCUGGGUUUUUUGUAUCAAAUAUCCAAACACAAUCAACACAGGGAGACCAAGCUGCAAGUGCCACAUUAUUUAUUACUUGUCUCAAGUCCUCCCGCUCAAAGCCCGGAGUUUUGUAUACUUGUCACUGGUGUAAAUCAAUCAAAAUUUAUCCAAGAAAGACUGAUCAAUGAACAGUCUAGUUUACUUACAUCAGUUCAGCUAGAGGAGUGCGUGAGUUCCCUGGACCGAGCGUAUCAAAUGGUGAACGCCGCAAUUGACAAUCUCAUGAAACAAGUUGAGCAAUCCGUCGCCAAAACAAAGCUCGUAUUUCUACCUUUUAAUGGCAGCUCGAUCCUAAAAGCCACUGAGAAAGAAGCCGCGUGUAUGGUUCCAAAAAUGAGUCUGGGGUAUAGUUACCAGGACUCAGAAUAUGCCCUCCACGCGCCACAAGUGGCGUCAGCGCAUCAUUUGCUCUCCUGUGUCUUAACGUCAAAAGACGGGGCACCGUCGUACGAUUUACGUCACUUCUCAUCGGUCGAGUUCACGAUUGUUAUUCCUCCAUCACAGACUUACUUUCAUCAAAUCUUACAUCAAGUAGAAAGGUCCAAUGUUCUCGUCGAAUUAGGCCUCAGUCCUCCAACGCAAUCAAAAAACGCGGGAUUUUCACCGGAACACGUCAUUCAGAACGAUGGCUCAGAAGAGACGAAGCAACGAAUGAAGCAUUUUCUCACGAGUGCAAAAUCCUGUCAGGAUGUUUUGUUUGUGCUGGUGUGCGACGAAGCUCACAGAUAUUUCACACCUGAAGUUGCUACUAGUUUGCCAUCAUUUCAGGAGCUUUCUCGUCUACCAAACACUCUUAUCAUACUCGUCACACCGGUUCCAUACAUGUUUGAAACCUGUCAGUCAAGAAUUAGACCCGACAAUGAGGUGUUUUGGAGCGAUCCUGGACACUUUGUAGGUCCGGUGUCAAUGUCAGAUCAGAAGUUAUUAAAGAAUGAGGAUAAUCUGGUUCAUUUUGGGAUGCCUGAGUACAUCGAGACCUUGUGUUGGACGCAUCAGAUACCAUUGAUUCGUGAGGAUGAUGAGUUUGAGUGUAUGGUUUUGCGUGCGAAUGUCCUGUCAACUGUUCCGUCUAAUAUCGUGCGUUGUUAUGUAUUGAUUCAUCAUUAUACUACGGCGAUCAUGUGGUCAGCGGGCAUGCGAUCCAUUGAGCCUCACUGUACGUUCAAGACGCUGCAGGUCGUCAGAGAUAUCAUUGAAUGUCCCUUGUUUAGUACUUCUGGUCGGGGACCUAUGUUGAUAAUACGGAUUCCGAAUCACGUGCUUUCCUCGUGGGCUUACAGGAAGUUAAAGGAUACAAGAGACAGGGUUGGUUUUCAAUAUCGUUUCGCGAUAAUCUUUGAUGAUGGCGAGUCUGAUUUGGAAAUAGAAGAACAUUUUCUUAAAAGAUUGCGCGUCUGGAGAAAUAGCAGAGGCGGGAGCAAUACGACCAAUUCCGAUUGGCAUCCGACGUGUUUCGAAGAUUUACUUGACCUUCCGUCCAUUGUUGUGGUCAGCGGUAAAGAGAGGAAUGGGGACACGUACCCAAGAUCAUUGAAGUACUGUGACUUUCGGUUGUUGGACGAGCAUUGUUCGUAUCGAUCCAGUCUGGAACUUGAGUUUAACGCCGUCUCGCGGUAUAUCAAUAGUGGCCUCGGUACUAGUUCCCACUCCGCUGUGAAAAGUGGGCAUUCUGCUGACCAUGGCGAGCAAGUGCGCGAUGUUUCCGACACGGAGGGUGAUAGCCGAAACCAGUUUUGUUCCAGUUAUCCAUUACCAGUUUUACUGGUUUCUCGAGCAGCUUACAGCACCCUUAAAAAGGAUUUCUUUGGCUGUCCUAAAAACCUAAGUCUUGGACCAGACCCGGCCACUGCGUGGAACAACAAUCAAAGACCAGCUUUGGUCAGUGGUCUUCCUUCAGAGCAAUCCAAAUAUUAUCGUCGCUGGACAAAACCCAGAGAAAAUUUUUCUCGCAUGGGAAAGGACAAAACUUUUCUGGAUACAAGUCCUAUGAAAUUUUAUCCGGCGUGCUUUUUAUUCAGCGGUCCUCCUCAGGUAGGAAAGAUGUCUGCGGUACUUCAUUUUAUUCAAUUAUUACACAACACGCUUCAGAAGCUGCAGCGGGUAGAUGUUUACAAUGAAGUCCCAGAGUGCCUGGCAGCGUCAGAAGAAAUCCCUGGGUCAGAAAUGGACCAACCAAGUUACAAAAUAUUGUCGAAAAUCCCCUUCAACUCGACCCUUGUUGGUGCCAGGUUUUCGUCUGUCAGUGCUAUUCAUCGUAACGCCAAAAAAACAAAGCCAAUUGAAGGAAAAUUGUCAAAUGGUGACGUCAGCGGUGGAAAACGUGGCGCCAGCAAUAACCUCACAAAUAAUGACGUCAGUGGACAUGACGUCAUGGCUAAGGAUUUACCAACGUCAUCAGUAAUGAUGUCAUCAUUUGCCGCGUACGAUUCGUAUCACCACUGUGACGAUUGCAAGAAUUACCGCGAAGGUCUGGGCUCUAGUUUGUUUACGAAACACGUGUUCACACUAGGGACUGGUGAACAGCUCACGUUCGUAGUUCCGAGCACGCGCCGAGAGUGGUUUGUUUUUAACGACAAGAACGAACUGCAGACCUUGAAACUUCCGAUUGUGACACGAAAGUCAAAGCAUGCGCUAAAAUCUCCCAUCUUUAUGGCAUCACUCGGGCGGGCAGAGCAAGGUUUGCUGAACCUUUACCACGCUAUGGAGGGUCGUGAUGGUGUUCACGUUACUUUUGUGAAACACAGUGAAAUGCCGUUAUACCAAAAGGCAUGGUCGAAUCACGUGAUCGUUGCCUUGCCACCGAGUUGUAACUACGAAGGCCUGGGAAUGAUCAAAGAUAUAAUCAAGGAAUUUGCAACUCAAAACCUGAUAAAUGAACGUCAACGGCAACAAAUUGGAAACACCUCGGCUAGUAUAUUGUGGCCGCUUGUUCACAUCAUGGAUGAUUCUUGCGUCAUGUGGCAAAAUUUGAGCGUUGAUGACUUGAGCAAUUUCGAGGAGGAUGAUGUUGGCAAGCCAAGAGACUGGUCACUGUUCCGAGCAAUGCAAGUUGUAGAAUUUUCUCCAAAUAUCACGUCAUUUUCCAUCAUCGGGUUCAACCAAUGGGGAACUGGAAUUGAGACGAAAUAUAAGCUAAACUCGUACUCAGUCUGCCACGUUUACUCGUCGCUCUUUCUAAAUAUUAACACCACGCAUCAUGUGACUUAUAAUAGACGGUUGUUUUCAUGGGAGCAAGUGGACUUCAAUUUGAAACUAAGCGCCCACGGUGGUAUUAUUCUGCGGUAUAACCACAUGAACGUCCUGACGAAAUGUAUCCCGGCCGGGGGUGGUCGCCGUUACGAUGUUUCACCUCAUAUUGACGACAUUGUUUCCGUUCCUGAUCGGGACCCAGGCCACUUGAUUCCAAUCCCUGCUCAUUACCUUCUAGAGGAAUAUUUAAGACUCAAAUCGACUCAGAAGGUUUUCCCGACAGCCAAUCAGAACGUGCCAAACCCUGUUUUACUACUUGACUGUUUCAUUGACUUGGGCCCAGGGCUUACCGUGGAUUAUCGUACUUCGUCCUGCUCCGACCGUGAGGAGCCUGGUUCCAAUCGAUAUGGUGGACUUUUGCUGUAUCUUUGUAACGGAUGUCACGUGACCAAAGAACGUCUGCGCAGCUUUCAAUUUUGUCCUGGGGCGAAGAUAUGCGUGAUCAGCUCAGAUCGUAGUUCGUUGAGGGAUAACGUGGUGAAACUAGACCUUGAGGAACAUUGGAGGUUUAGAUUAAGAGAUGAAUUCAAAACAGCGGGGAGUUUGGGGGAUGGAGCUUUAUAUUUCUUAACUGGCACUUAUGAUGGUUGAAAUAUUUAGCCACUUGAUUCAAAAUGGGAAAAAAUUAGUCACCCUCGGAUAUAAACCCAAAUGACGGCUAGUUAUGACUAGAAGAUUAGAAAUGCACUGAGAACGAAUUGAGGACAAAUUUCGAGGAAAAAAAUCGAAAUUUCCGACGAAAUAUUUAACUGGUAUUCAUACCUUAACCCAACUGAAAUGAGAUCAAGUUUUGUGCUUAUGUCAUUCGUACGUUUUGUUUGUAUAUCCCUGAUGCAAUUGUUGUCCAGAAAAUUCCAGCAAUGCUUUAAGCACGCCUUUGUUUUCAUUAGAAAAAUAUUUAAAAGAUUUGUAAAUCUUAAAUGAUAUUGUGCGCCGAAUUAGAACUGUGUUUCACAACUCAUAUUCUUGGAACAUGAACAAUUUUCAUUGAAGCAUUAUAAGUAUUUACUGAGACACACAAGAGACAUUUCAUAUUUUCAUAGCUCUAAUAAAACUAGGGAAAGCACAGCAGAAAUCUGACCAUUUUUAAACGGAGUUUGUUGCUCUAAGUUGAGAGAAAUACAAUAUCAUAUUGAACACAAUAUCAAGAAAUAUUCUUAUCCUCUUCAACAGGAAAACACCAGUAUUUGAACAGGUUAUAACUUGCAACAUUAUCCGCCUUAGUGCAUAUUGUGCGAUUCAUAAUUUCGUUAAAACCACAUUUUUUUAAAUAAAAUUAACCGAAAUUGUCUGCAAACAUUUUUUUUGUGAAUGCGUUUCGUUGGACGAGUUUGUUGAGAGACUGCAAUAUUAAAUUAAACUAACAUGUGAAUUGAACAGGUGUCCAAGUAGGAGUUUGUUGCCAUAGAGCUGGAACGAGGCUGUAAAAUUGUCUAGUGUUGAUCAGAUGGCUAAAUUUUAAGCAGAAAUUUGUAUUUAAUGUGUGAUCUAUUCAAAGAUUGCCGAAAAUUACGUUAGGAAACGUGAAAGAAAAGCGAAAAACAGUUGGAAAUUUGGUCGUUUAAAGUUGAAUGGGGUCAGACGUUCAAUAAUGCAUUAUUUAUCACGAGUGGCGAGGAAAUAAUUCCUAUUUCAAAACUUUAAUCUUUGUGUGUUAGCUUUUCUCCUUCGAUAAAAAAGCCGCAAAGAAAAUAAUCAACACCGACUGUCCAUAUCUGUUAAAAUCUUUCCUGGGUUGGGCGCUUCAUCGUCACCGUGUAGGAAUAGUUCGCGGUAAAACCACAAAAUGUUCUGUUCGGAAUAUCAAGUGUGAUUGUAUGGAGUAUUCGUUAAAAUAUCGACAAAAAUAUGUUUAAUUGAAGUGCU
This is a messenger RNA of Dendronephthya gigantea, 6794 nucleotides long. RefSeq names its product GREB1-like protein. Gene Ontology annotation, biological process: multicellular organism development. NCBI's taxonomy places the organism in Eukaryota, Metazoa, Cnidaria, Anthozoa, Malacalcyonacea, Nephtheidae. The transcript is spliced from 21 exons. The record is from RefSeq and is a predicted model, not a curated record. Bases 240 to 5519 code for a protein of 1759 amino acids.